AUGGCGACGGCGAGCAUGCGCAAGGAGGCGCUGGAGCUGCUCCAGCAGUACGCGAUCGACUUGAAGGACUUCACUAAGGCCCGUGAACGCUACACCACCGUCAUAGAGGAGGAGCUCGUCCCACUUGCCCAGGAGGAGGACAACGCCGAUGUGCUUGCGGCUACGAGGACUGCGCAGGGCCAGGUGCGCGCGGCCUGGGAAGAGUACAUUGCUUCUGUGCAGCAGUACUUCAACCGUGUUGUCCAGUCCACCGCCCGUGACCUGCUGGAUCCUGGAAGCUCCAUCAUCACAGUCUCGUCUGUCACCUCCACCAACGAAACCCUGGCGAUGGCAAGUUCAAAGGAUCGCUCGGAGACAAGUUCAGGCCCUCUUGUCACUGCCACCGCGGUGGGCAGUGCCGAAUCUGGGCGGCUGUUGCUGAGCGCGAGUUCCGCGAACGUUCCCGCGGUGGGCAACAGCGGCGGGGUCGGCGGCGAUGCCGUGGCCCAGCUGAGCAGACGCGCUGAGCGCAUGAGCGACUUUUGCGCCUUAUGCGAGAAGUGGUACGUGAACAACGAGGUGCUGUUUGAACUACCGCAGCCGCAGGUGCUCGCUGCCCUUUCGGCGUCUGCCUUAGGAUCCGUGAGUCGCCUCUUCCGCCUGCUGGGCAUGCGAAUGGCGUACGUGUGCGCUGGAAACAGCCUCUUCUUGCGCAGCUUCAUCGAGGAUGGGGAGGCCGUGCGCUGGGCCGCCUUCUGCGGUGACCGUGGAUUAAACGCGGAGGUGGAUGCGCUGCUCUUACUCAUGGAACGCCUGAUGCAGCUCCACAUCAACGACCCAAAGGUCUACCCGCGGGUGCCGUUCGGCUGGCUCUAUCGACUAAGCUCCCUCGUGGAGCACCCGGACUCGGUUGCCAGCACCUCGCCAAAGCGGCGCAGCGUCGCCGUCCGCAUCGCUCUUCAGCUUCUCCGCCACCAACCGGACCAAGCAACAGCGGCGGGACUUCACAGUGUUCUACUGAACGCGUGCAUUGAGCCGAACGGCUGCGCCACCCCGGAUGAGGCGCAGCAGGUGGUGCAGACAUUCCUGAACCUCUUCGACGCCCCCAGCACACGCCAGUACCUCAACCCAACGGAUCUGCGCACCAUCUUUACGCCUUUCCUGUCCACCGCUGAGUCCGGAGGCACGGACCUCCUGACAAUGCAGAACAAGGCCAAGGAACUCAUCGUGACUGUCUUUUCUAGCUGUGUCGGGAGCUUGUGGAUCAGCUCCGAGGUGACGGAGCUACGCUCUAUCAUUGAUGUCCUGCACCUGCCGGGGUCGCUCGACACGAAGAUGGUCAUCAUCACCCUCUUCAACAAGCUGCUCACGCGCCUCGCUCCACAUCGCGGGAUCGUUCCCAUGGAUACUUGGAAGGGCUUCGAGGAGGAUCGCCUUCGCAAGGCCGCCCGGGAUGCUGAGGAGCAGGCCAUGAAGGCGAACGGCGGCGGCGGUGACGUGUGCAACGACACACAAUACCUGAACAACAACAGCUUCAUGUGCGACUUCACGCUGACCGACUCCACCGGCGACGCGGCGCUCUUCGAUGACUUUAUUCCAACGACCAAGGCUCUUGGCUACCACGUCAUGGACCCGUUGCUGGGCCGUGUUCUCGUCUGCCUUAACUACCACGGCCUUCCCUACGCCCUCACGCAGCUUAUGCAGAAUGUGAAGAAGAAUCGAGUCGUCACGGCAGCUGCCUCGAGCCUCUUGCAAGACAUCUUCGUGCUGAUGGACACGGUGCUGCCGCAGGUGAUCGUCUUCAAGCUGCACGAGGCCUUCAACAAAGCUGUUGGUCGCCUCGCCAACGAUGGCAGCCUGUUCGUAGGCGGCCUCACUUCGCAGCUCUUCCGGAGCUAUAAAAAGAACAGUGACAUCGGCGGCGGUGCUAGGAUGAUGCCGGCCAACACGGCGCAGAUGCCGAACACUGCCCUGAACACACCCGGGACGCUGGAUGUCGACGACCCGACCUUCGCCACGAUGCUGCGUGAUUGCAAGGUGGAUCGAAUGAAGGGGUGCCAGACGUGGAACUUUGACAUCUUAGUGACCCUCGUGCAGGGCCCACUGCACCUUCCACGGCGAUUUCGCGCUGCGCGAGAGCUGAUGGAGAGUCUCGUGCUCUUCUUUACACCGUCGUCACACCCCAGUACGCCCCAGAUUUGUUCCACCUUCAGCACACAGCCGCCGGACACGGUAUCCGCGCAGGUGUGCAUGGUGGGCGUGGAGCUGAUCGAUCUUAUACUGAGCUCUCGCGACGGUGCGGCGCUACUCGAGCGCAUGGGCUUCGUCGCGGCCGUGGCGGCGAUGCUGAAGGAGGUGCGAAUUGGCAAGCCCGUCGUACUGCGGCAUGCUGUGGUCAACACAUGCAUCGGGCGGUCGCUGCUACGGAUAACUGGUCGCCUGUCCGCGCAUGCUAAUGGCCUGCUGCUCAUGCGAGACCACGGCAUCUUCUCGCUCGUGGACAGCAUGUUCUCGAAGCUGAAAGGGCCCCGACUGGAGAGCCCGACCGAGGAGGACACCCUCCAGGAUGUGUGCUACCAGCUCCUGCAGUACUUGUACCUUGGCGCGGUGCCCAACUACGGUGUCUGCAAAGACAUCCGGCAAACCUUCCGCGCGGCGCUGAGCAACCCGAGCGACACGAUCCGCCUCUGCGCGGCGCAGCAGUUGAAGAAAGCCGUUUGGCGCGACUUGUCCACCUCCAUGAAGUGGGGCAUCGAAACGCUUCUGCAGGCGCUGCACGACGACUUCUUCAGUGUAAUCGAAAGUGCCUUCAAGUUGCUGCUGAGCAUCUGCCUCUGCUCCGACGAGGGGCUCGACUACUUGAUCGAGUGCUUUCCAACGGUGCUGAUGGAGAGCGAGAUGAUCCUCAGCCAUGCGAAGAAGCUGCGACUCAACGUGCUGCUCUACCGGAUCGCCAGUCGUCCGUCGGGCUUUCGCUUUCUUCAAUGCUACGGCUGGCUGGAGAAGGAGCUGCGCCGGUGGGAGGAGUCCGAGUCGGUGCAGUACACCAUUAUGCUAGAGCGUCUGCAGUCCUGCCACGACAGUGCUGUGGUUGCGAGGGGGCCGGGCGCCGCGGGGUGUGUGUUCAUGUCCCCCGGCAGCGAUCCGUCGUGCCGGCACACCCACUCCUACUCAGACACCCUUAGCGGCAUGUACGGCCGCAUGACGGGCAACGCGGCGUAUCUGCCGCUUCUAACCGCCGCGGACGCCGCCAGCACAAAGUUCUUCCCCGUGCACUUUGCCUCCGUCUUGUGUAGCUCGGUUGAGGGCUGCGCGAUGUUCAAGCAUAGUAAGCUGUGGACGCGCUCUGUGCAGCGUUUGCUGGAGCAGCCGCUGCCGCCGGAUAUCGUCUACGACGACUCCCUCAGCGACGAGGACGACUUCCUGUCGGAGAACAGCAGCGACGGCGAGUUUGGCUUGACGACCGACGCUGCGCGGUACAUGCGUCAGCAGCAGCAAGCCCAGCAGCGGCAGCAGCAGGUGCACCCGAGCACGAACACGGGCUACUACAGCGGCGGCGUAGGGGGCACGUCUGUUCCAGCCCUUGGCGCCAUCGCCAACUCUUCGAGUGUGCCGCGCUGCAGCGUUGCGGGCGACGGCCCGGUCAACUCCCUGAGUGUUGCCCGGAUGCGCGAUGGCCUGCGCGGCGGGCCAGGCACUUCCCUCGGCAACAACAACGUCGGGGGCGGCGUGAACGGCAACGCCGGCACGGCCACGGCGAACGGCAGUGGUGGCUUCUGUGGCUUCGGAGUUGCUGACCAGUCGAGCAUUGCCACCGCGAAGGAGAUCGAGACCCUCAAGAAGGGCUACCUCUCUGCACCGUCGUCGAAGAUUAUUUCCGCCUCACGCUUCUGCAAACCGUCCGCCCAGUCCUUCUCCCUGGACUGCGUGGGCGACAUCGUGGCCUUGAAGGACGCCAUUUUGUGCGUUGCGGAGGUCGGCUCGACGGAGGUGGGUUACGGCAUGCUGCUCUCCGUGCCUGGCCUGCAGCGGCGCUUCAUCGCUCUCUCUCGUUUCGCUUCCACGAUUUCUGUGCGCUGCAUGGGGCUUCUGGGGAGCGCGAUUCUGGCUCGCUCGCGGCGUGGCGGCGACGACCUCGUGAAGAAGGGGUACUCGGUACUGCUGAAGCCGAACGCGUACGUCAGCGCCGAGGGCAUCCCGUACUCGGUGUCCUUUGCCCAAAUGAAGCCGUCCAAGUGGGUCUCCAUCGCGUGCAUGGCGGCACCAAACAACACGACGGCCCGCCACGCUCACGCGGACUCCAUUACGCCCGCCAGCACUCAGGAGGUACCGCAGCGCAUCGUGGACAACUUGUACGCCUUGUCGAACCCGGUAAGCUGCGAAAACGCCAAGAGGAUGUUGUACAAGAUCAUGAAGCGGAGGCCGCAGCUUUUUCUCCAACCGCAGGUGCGCCGCCUCUGCCUGGAAAUUUCCUUCACCUACCGCAUGCACUACAAGGAGCGGCGCUUUCUCGCGGACUUGCUGGAGAGUGCGCAGCUGACCGCUGGCACCUCCACAGACCCAAGGCCACCGCGGAUGCAAGCCCUCGGGUCCUCUUCCUAG
This is a messenger RNA of Leishmania mexicana MHOM/GT/2001/U1103, 4581 nucleotides long. RefSeq lists its product as hypothetical. Gene Ontology annotation, biological process: TORC2 signaling. Gene Ontology annotation, cellular component: TORC2 complex. The transcript has a single exon. Bases 1 to 4581 code for a protein of 1526 amino acids. The record is from RefSeq and is a predicted model, not a curated record. NCBI's taxonomy places the organism in Eukaryota, Euglenozoa, Kinetoplastea, Trypanosomatida, Trypanosomatidae.